AUGGCCUCCUUUGAAGGCAAAGUGGUGGCGAUUACAGGCGCAGCAUCAGGGAUCGGUCUUGCAAGUGCCAAAAUACUAGCGAGUCGAGGUGCCGUUCUAUCAUUAUGCGAUGUUCAGCAAGAAAAGCUCGAUGAAGCUGCUCAGAUAUGCCGAGAUGCUGGAGCACGCGAGGUCGUGACAUUUAUUGUGGAUGUACGGUACUCUGAGCAAGUCGACGACUGGAUCAAUUCGACCGUCCAAAAAUACGGGAAAGUCGACUGUGCUGCCAACAUUGCUGGACUUGGUGGUCCACUACAGACAUUGACAGAAACCUCGGACAAAGACUGGGAGUUUGUGAUGGGUGUCAAUGCCACCGGAUGUUUCAAUUGCCUUCGUGCUCAAUUGCGUGUCAUGGAGUCUGGCUCGUCCAUUGUGAAUUGUGCCAGUAUUUCUGGUUUCAAAGGCACAAGCAAUUCUUCCGCAUACACAGCUGCGAAACACGCUGUUGUGGGACUCACAAGGGUUGCCGCCAGGGAGUACGGACUCAAAAACAUCAGAGUGAAUGCAAUCACUCCGGGCCUGGUCGAAACACCUUUGACCACUGGGUUAGAACAGAAGAUGGGCAUCACAUUCCCAUUCUCUCAAACAGCCUUGAAUCGUAAGAGCCAGCCAACAGAACAGGCGAACACGAUCGUCUUUCUUCUCAGCGAAGAUAGUAGCUACACAACAGGCUCCAUCGUUGUAGUUGACGGGGGUUGGACAUGUUGA
This is a messenger RNA of Fonsecaea nubica, 747 nucleotides long. RefSeq lists its product as hypothetical. Gene Ontology annotation, molecular function: oxidoreductase activity. The transcript is spliced from 5 exons. The record is from RefSeq and is a predicted model, not a curated record. NCBI's taxonomy places the organism in Eukaryota, Fungi, Ascomycota, Eurotiomycetes, Chaetothyriales, Herpotrichiellaceae. The coding region runs from base 1 to 747 and encodes 248 amino acids.